AUGAAGGUCCCCCGUGAAGGGAAUAUUGGACAUCCUCAAACCGUCUGCUCCCUGGACUUAUCCCAGCACAAAAGCAUCUCACAUGCCACCUUUUCUCUUGAUGUGACACUUUUAGGAGUGAAAAACUUCAUCAUGGCCAACAUGACGGGUCGUUUUCUUCCUGGCGACGUAGAGAGCUUCGUACUUCGGGCACCAAACGGCACCCAACUUGUCCAACUGAAGGUGCAACGAACAGAGGGCUCCCAGAUCUACGUGAGCCGGCAUCCAAUGGACCCGAUUCAUGGGCAUUACUACCUGCAGGUGAUAAGCACUUUGGCCAAGUGUACAUAUUCUUGGCACCUCUCCCUCCCCAUCCGCAUACAGCCUUCAGCACAGCCAUGUCUUUCACUGUAG
Molecule: messenger RNA, 393 nt
Organism: Protopolystoma xenopodis
Lineage: Eukaryota; Metazoa; Platyhelminthes; Monogenea; Polystomatidea; Polystomatidae
Source: the annotation of a GenBank genome assembly